Molecule: messenger RNA, 324 nt
Organism: Papaver somniferum (opium poppy)
Lineage: Eukaryota; Viridiplantae; Streptophyta; Magnoliopsida; Ranunculales; Papaveraceae
Exons: 1
Coding region: 1-324 (107 amino acids)
Source: RefSeq, a predicted model, not a curated record
AUGGUUAAAACUGUCCUUAAUGUUGUUCCUAUGUAUCAGAUGAGCACUUUCAAAAUACCUAAGACACUUAUUAAGAAACUUGAUACACUGCAAAGGAAAUUUUGGUGGGGUUAUAAGUCUAAUAGAGGACUAAAUUUAAUUGGCUGGCAUAACAUGUGCAUAUCUAAAGACUUUGGAGGACUGGGUUUCAGAGAUCUGGAAAUGCUAAAUCAUGCAUUACUCACUAAAAUUGCAUGGAGAAUCUGUCAAAACUCAGAUCAUUUGCUAACUAGACUGCUCAAAGCUAAGUACUUCAAGAAAGAAGAUUUUCUUCAUAUUGAAUGA